Messenger RNA from Phoenix dactylifera (date palm), 1700 nucleotides. Its product is annotated as pirin-like protein. Lineage: Eukaryota; Viridiplantae; Streptophyta; Magnoliopsida; Arecales; Arecaceae. The record is from RefSeq and is a predicted model, not a curated record.
UUUUAACCCAAAAAAAAAAAAAAAAUCUAGAGCAAGCCAAUUGAGUCAACUCAUUUAUUCCAUAAAGGAGUUUGCCGAGUCCCUAAAACGGAGGGAACCUUAACCAAGUUCUUACAAAGAUCAGCAUAACAUCAGCAUGACAUCAACUCAUAGGCCGCGAGACUUGGGACUUCCAAAGCCGAGAAUAAAGGCAACACGAGAUGGCCAAGGCUUUGUACCUUUGACCGAAAAGGUGAAGUCUCCCAUAACGAAACCCCCACAAAGUCCAAACUCCAAUGGAGGAGAUCCCAAGUUGCCCCCUAUAAAAGCCCCACUUCCCCUUCUCUCUCUCUCUCAAUCUCCCCAACCCAUCAGGCUCCAUCUCCCGCUCUCCAACAAAAAGAAGCAAUCCCAAACCAUUCACGGUUUGUCAGAGUUCCCAAGCUCUGUACAAACAGAGGAUUCAAUGGCUGAAACAGAGAUCUCCCCUGUUCUCCAAGAGCCUCGCCAUGUGGUAAGGAAAUUUCAAGCAAGACCUCAGCAUGAAGGCGAUGGCGCCGUUGUCAGAAGAAGCAUUGGAAGGUUUGAGCUGAAGUACUUUGAUCCUUUCCUUGUUCUGGAUGAGUUCUCAGUUGCUGCUCCUGCUGGAUUUCCUGAUCAUCCGCACAGAGGUUUUGAGACUGUCACCUACAUGCUCGAGGGAGCAGUCAUGCAUGAGGAUUUUGAGGGCCAUAAGGGGACAAUAAAGGCCGGCGACCUGCAGUGGAUGACGGCCGGCAGGGGGAUCGUGCACUCCGAGAUGCCGGCGGGGCCGGGGAUCUCCAAGGGCCUGCAACUAUGGGUCAAUCUCUCCUCCACGAACAAAAUGAUCGAGCCAAGAUAUCAAGAAAUACAAAGCAGUGACAUAGCUUGCAUGGCUAAAGAUGGCGUCGAGGUCCGAGUCAUAGCCGGCGAGUCCAUGGGAGUCCAAUCUCCAGUGUACACCAGGACCCCAACCAUGUACUUGGAUUUCAAAGUCAGGCAAUCGGCCCAUCUUCGUCAGCCCAUCCCAGCAACAUGGAACUCAUUUGUCUACGUCCUGGAAGGCGAAGGAGUGUUUGGUUCUGAAAGAACUGCUCCAGUUGGGCCGCACCACCUCCUCCUCCUGGGCCAAGGUGAUGGGCUGGAAGUGUGGAACAAGUGCUCCAAGCCCCUUAGGUUUGUGCUCAUUGGAGGUGAGCCUUUGGGUGAGCCUGUGGCUCAGCUAGGUCCCUUCGUGAUGAACACUGAAGAAGAGAUCGAUCGGACGAUCGAUGAUUUCCAAUUCUAUGUCAACGGGUUUGAGAAAGCCAAGCAUUGGAGAUCGGAAGGCAUGGGGGGCCUUUAAGUAUGUCAAGAUCUUCCUUUAGUGCAAGAAGAGUAAAAGGAUGUCUUAUUUCAUUCGAUCGCCUUAUUUUUUUUUUUCAAUUAUCAUCAUACAGAAUAAAUUCCGGUGGUGCUUAAGUUUUAUUAAAUUGGUUGUGUUAUAGACACUUAUAUUUUGCCAAGGUCAGAAGCAAGGGAGGACUAAUAGGGGAAAGGCCUUUAGUGCCCUGUAUAUAAUGAAGUGUAGGCCAGAUGACCGACUUGUUGGUGAAGCUCUAGAGAGCAUAUGUUCUUGAACACUUGCUUUUAAUGAUUUCGUAGUCUAUAAUGUUAUAUGUCUAAUUUUCUACUGUUGAAUGGAAUUGCUUUUCAGACCU